Messenger RNA from Sus scrofa (pig), 4814 nucleotides. It is a transcript of the gene VAV3, whose product is annotated as vav guanine nucleotide exchange factor 3. Gene Ontology annotation, biological process: regulation of GTPase activity; cell migration; intracellular signal transduction. NCBI's taxonomy places the organism in Eukaryota, Metazoa, Chordata, Mammalia, Artiodactyla, Suidae. The record is from RefSeq and is a predicted model, not a curated record. Gene Ontology annotation, molecular function: guanyl-nucleotide exchange factor activity; protein binding. Gene Ontology annotation, cellular component: plasma membrane; cytoplasm.
CGUUGGCGUCGGCGGGGCGGAGGAACCGCGGCGGCGGCCGCCGCAUCCUCGCCGCCUGCCCCGGGCCGGCAGCGUCCGGGAGCCGUCGGGCAUGGAGCCGUGGAAGCAGUGCGCACAGUGGCUCAUCCACUGCAAGGUGCUGCCCGCCAACCACCGGGUGACCUGGGACUCGGCGCAGGUGUUCGACCUGGCUCAGACCCUCCGCGAUGGAGUCCUGCUCUGCCAGCUGCUCAACAACCUCCGGGCGCACUCUAUUAACCUGAAGGAGAUCAACCUGAGGCCUCAGAUGUCCCAGUUUCUCUGCUUGAAGAACAUAAGGACGUUCCUCACGGCCUGUUGCGAGACAUUUGGAAUGAGAAAGAGUGAACUGUUCGAGGCCUUUGACCUGUUUGAUGUCCGUGACUUCGGAAAGGUGAUAGAAACAUUAUCACGACUUUCCCGCACACCGAUAGCGUUGGCCACGGGAAUCAGGCCCUUCCCGACAGAAGAAAGCGUUAAUGAUGAUGACAUCUACAAAGGCCUGCCUGAUUUAAUAGAUGAAACCCACGUGGAGGAUGAGGAGGGUCUGUACGACUGUGUUUAUGGGGAAGACGAAGGCGGCGAAGUGUACGAGGACUUAAUGAAGGCAGAGGAAGCACAUCCUCCUAAAUGUCCAGAAAAUGACAUACGAAGUUGCUGCCUAGCAGAAAUUAAGCAGACAGAAGAAAAAUAUACAGAAACACUGGAGUCAAUAGAAAAAUAUUUCAUGGCACCAUUAAAAAGAUUUCUGACAGCCACAGAAUUUGAUUCUGUAUUUAUCAACAUUCCCGAACUUGUAAAAGUUCAUCGGAACCUAAUGCAAGAGAUUCAUGAUUCCAUUGUAAAUAAAAAUGACCAGAACUUGUAUCGUUUUAUUAACUACAAGGAAAGGUUGGUUAUUUAUGGGCAGUACUGCAGUGGAGUGGAGUUGGCCAUCUCAAGUUUAGACUACAUUUCUAAGACAAAAGAAGAUGUCAAACUGAAAUUAGAGGAAUGUUCCAAAAGAGCAAAUAAUGGGAAAUUUACUCUUCGAGAUUUGCUUGUGGUUCCUAUGCAGCGUGUUUUAAAGUAUCACCUUCUCCUCCAGGAGCUGGUCAAACAUACCACUGACCCUAUGGAGAAGGCCAAUCUAAAACUGGCUCUUGAUGCAAUGAAGGACUUGGCGCAAUAUGUGAAUGAAGUGAAAAGAGAUAAUGAGACCCUUCGUGAAAUUAAACAGUUUCAGCUAUCUAUAGAAAAUUUGAACCAACCAGUUUUGCUUUUUGGGCGACCUCAGGGAGAUGGUGAAAUUCGAAUAACCACACUUGACAAGCAUACAAAGCAAGAAAGGCAUAUCUUCUUAUUUGAUUUGGCAGUGAUCGUAUGUAAAAGGAAAGGUGAUAACUAUGAAAUGAAGGAAAUAAUAGAUCUUCAGCAGUACAAAAUAGCCAACAAUCCAACAACCGAUAAAGAAAAUAAAAAGUGGUCUUACGGCUUCUACCUCAUCCAUAUCCAAGGACAAAAUGGGUUAGAAUUUUAUUGCAAAACAAAAGAUUUAAAGAAGAAGUGGCUGGAACAGUUCGAAAUGGCUUUAUCCAACAUAAGGCCCGACUACGCAGACUCCAAUUUUCACGAGUUCAAGAUGCACACCUUCAGCCGGGUUACCUCCUGCAAAGUCUGCCAGAUGCUCCUGAGGGGGACCUUCUUCCAAGGCUAUCAAUGUGCUAAGUGUGGCGCGAGGGCCCACAAAGAGUGUCUGGGCAGAGCAGAGAGUUGUGGCCGCGUUAAUUCCGCUGAACAAGGGACGCUCAAACCACCUGAGAAACGGACCAAUGGGCUCCGAAGACCCUCCAGACAGGUGGAUCCAGGUUUACCAAAGAUGCAGGUCAUUAGGAAUUAUUCUGGAACACCACCCCCUGCUCUUCAUGAAGGACCCCCGUUACACAUCCAGGCAGGAGAUACAGUUGAACUUCUCAGAGGAGAUGCACACAGUCUGUUUUGGCAGGGUCGAAAUUUAGCAUCUGGAGAGGUCGGAUUUUUUCCAAGUGAUGCUGUCAAACCUUGUCCAUGUGUGCCCAAACCAGUAGAUUAUUCUUGCCAACCGUGGUAUGCAGGAGCGAUGGAAAGAUUGCAGGCCGAGACUGAACUUAUUAAUAGGGUAAAUAGUACUUACCUUGUGAGGCACAGGACCAAAGAGUCAGGAGAAUAUGCAAUUAGCAUUAAGUACAAUAAUGAAGCAAAGCACAUCAAGAUUGUAACAAAAGAUGGCUUUUUUCAAAUUGCAGAAAAUAGAAAGUUUAAGAGUUUAAUGGAACUUGUGGAGUACUACAAGCACCAUUCUCUUAAAGAAGGUUUCAGAACCUUGGAUACAACUCUGCAGUUUCCAUACAAGGAGCCAGAACAUUCAGCUGGACAGAGGGCUAACAGAGCGGGCAACCGCUUGCUGAGUCCAAAGGUGCUGGGCAUCGCCGUCGCUCGCUAUGACUUCUGCGCCAGGGACAUGCGGGAACUGUCCUUGUUGAAAGGAGACAUGGUGAAGAUUUACACGAAGAUGAGCGCCAACGGCUGGUGGCGAGGAGAAGUGAACGGCAGGGUGGGCUGGUUUCCAUCCACGUAUGUGGAAGAGGAUGAAUAAUCUCCCCUCCAGCGUUGCACCCCACACCAGGAAUUUCAGAGACGGGAUCCACAGAAGGCUGUGCAGCGUUAUGAAUUCACUCAAGUGUUUAAAAAGCUGUCUUUCUGGCUAUUCAACAUCCUCCCUCCUCUGCCCUCCUAAGUCUUAAUGCUGGGAUUUCUAAAGAUGCCGGGACUGACAGAUGAAUGGCUCGCCUAGAGCUGUGCAAGAAACAGCCUGCCUGUCUGGCAUCGUCAGGGACCAGGGCAAAGUCAAAAGCGUUUCUUCCCAAAAGAGCCCUGCGAGCACAAUGGUUCGUGUUUCUUUUAACUUGGUCCAGCCAGAUGCCAUGAGUGCCAGCCAUUAGUAAACAGUGAACGUGUAUUUACUUUGCUCAUGUGCCGUUCGCCAGCAUUUUUGAUGGUACAGCAAGUAGAAGUUUAAUUUUGCCUUGCCCAGCAUGAAGAACCUGGAGAGUGCUGCUACUGGGUCAGCUUAAUGGAGAAAUCCAGCAUUACUUGUCUUAAACUCCCUCACAAGGCGACUCACUGCCCAGCAGCCACUGUCACCCGCAGAUGUUACUCAUGUUAAAAUAUAGGAGGCAGAUGCUCAGGUGUGCUUCAUAAGUGAUACACUGGGUUGGGGGGGGUGUCAGUUAUUCAUCUGAUGUCCUGAUGAUAUGUGCAAACUUUUUCAGAAGAGACACACACAAGAGCGUGAGUACAAGAGAGGGCCUUCAUAUGCAAUCUUCACAACCUUCGUGAUUUCAUAGGGUUAUUUUGCAAAUUCAGUGCUUCACUUUAUGAGAUCUUGGCUGGGUAUGUUUUAGGUUGUUCCAGGUAACCGAUGCUAAGGUGGCACUAUUUGCAGAAACAGACCCAGGGCUGUGAUUUAAAGUAAGCCAAUUUAGAGAAGCCACAUCUGUUAACACAUACCUCCCUCCCCCACUAUCCUCCUUCCCCCUCCAAAAAAAAAAAAAAAAAAAAAAAAGACCUGGGAUAUACGUGCUGAUUCUUACAUGUACCUGGAGUCUUCACAGUAGCACAAACAACUUUGUUGAGGCAUUUCGAAGGAAGGCACAACAAGGUCCUUUAUGCAUUUCGGGGACAGGAGAGUCAUGGGACUUUUCUGGUCUUACUCAGUGUGAGCUCCCAGCUCCCACUGAGGCUCUUCCCAUCUGCAGGCCAUUCUGGGUGUGUAUUAACCGCUGGGCAGAUCGGUUUGCAGGGCAUUUCUUUGACCAAGUCUUCACUGUUGAUGUGAAGCAUCUCUGUACAUUUUUCCCGGGAUGUACCGAGUGCUCAGUCGAGACAAGUCACUGAGGCAAUAGUUCCUCCGUAGCAGAGUCAUGUUCUGACAAGACUCAGUGGUUCAUGUUUGAAGAAAACAUGAGAAGCAUUUACUUAUAGAGCCCGACUAAGAACAUUUCGUUCUGAAGGACGGAUCAUCUCUAAAAUGAGGUGGCUGCAGCUGGCUUUCUCCCCGACCCACGUGGGUGCCAGAAUGUCAUGGUCAGUGGACACAUCCCCCUGGAGAGACCCUCAUGGGCUAGGAACUUGUCAAAUAGGAUAGAUUCAGGACCUUUACCUCAGAAUUAUGUAAACUGUGAUUGUGUUUUAGAAAAGUUAUUAUUUGCUAAAACCAGUUCAGUUUUUGUAUAUGUGUAAAUGAUCAUGAACUUGAGUUUUAUAAGAUGUCCUGUACAGUAAAGCUAUACCUCCAAGGUGUAUCUUCGAGUGGAUUCUUUCCUGUCAAGUCUUAUCUGCAACCCUGUGUCUGGGGAAUGUUGUGUCUGUUGCUGUCUGCCCCGUGUUGUUAAGGAGAGCAGCGUCACACAAAUUCAAACACUCCUGUGACCGGUAUUGUAGCUUGUGCUGUUUCCUUUAGUCUUAUUUUAGCCAGUAGACUCCCUCUCCUUCUUGUUGCAUUUCACGGGCCUGGGAGUCCCCCAGCGGAGGGUAUUAGAGCCCCUUUGUUAUCAAUUACAUUCUUUGUCUAUGUAUAAUACUUCGUAUUGGACAUUUUACAUGCUGCAAAAUUGUGUAGAUUUCUAAUACCAAAGACAGAAGUAAAUGUUUUUCUGUAGGCUCUGUCUUGCCUGUAUGCAGCCCUGUGUAAUAUGGUGAACUGGAGUGUUAUCUCACUUUGUAAUAUUUUGUAAAUAUGUCAAUAUAAUAAAUGGUUACUCCUUGCAUUAAAUUGA